CAUCAGGACAGGAAGUGACGUCAGAGGGGAGAAGACUGCUGAGCUAGGUUCCCUUCACAGCAGCACCACAGGAAGCGGGAGACCUACAGCUACGACGGACUCUGUCCAAAAUCCGUCUUCAUCCUCGGAAAUUUGUUUUUUAUCGACAUCAAAAACAUCGCGAGCAUAACGUGGACACUUUAAACUUUCCAGAAAGCCCUGUAUUGUCACGAUAUGACGUUUGUAAUAUUUUAAAGCGAAGGCGAAAGAUUGUGGGAUCCGACUUCAUCCGGAGGGACGAAUUUUCGGACAGAAACCCGCCGCUGCUGCUUGUUUCCACUUUUCCAAAUUUUAUUUUUAUUUUUAUAUAUAUAUAUAUUUUUUACUGCCAAGUGCUUUAAGUCUGAGCAUUUUCAGAAGAUUUAAGAGCUAGCUAGAAAGCUGGUUGACCACAUCCUUCACCAUGGAGUUGAGAGUUGGAAACCGAUACAGACUGGGUAGAAAAAUUGGAAGCGGUUCGUUUGGAGACAUCUAUCUGGGCACGGACAUCUCAGUCGGAGAAGAAGUCGCCAUAAAACUGGAAUGUGUCAAAACCAAACACCCGCAGCUCCACAUCGAAAGCAAAAUCUACAAGAUGAUGCAGGGAGGAGUUGGGAUCCCAACAAUAAAGUGGUGUGGUGCUGAGGGUGACUACAACGUGAUGGUGAUGGAGCUUCUCGGGCCGAGUCUGGAGGAUCUGUUCAACUUCUGCUCUCGCAAGUUCAGUCUGAAGACGGUCCUUCUGCUGGCAGACCAGAUGAUCAGCCGCAUCGAGUACAUCCACUCCAAGAACUUCAUCCACAGAGAUGUCAAACCAGACAACUUCCUGAUGGGUCUGGGCAAGAAGGGAAACCUGGUCUACAUCAUCGACUUCGGUCUGGCUAAGAAGUAUCGUGAUGCGCGCACACACCAGCACAUCCCAUACCGCGAGAACAAGAACCUGACUGGCACUGCCCGCUACGCCUCCAUAAACACACAUCUGGGAAUCGAACAGUCCAGGCGAGACGAUCUGGAGUCUCUGGGAUACGUUCUCAUGUACUUCAACCUGGGUUCUCUCCCCUGGCAAGGGCUGAAAGCCGCAACCAAGAGGCAAAAGUACGAGCGCAUCAGUGAGAAGAAGAUGUCCACACCUAUUGAGGUUCUCUGCAAAGGCUACCCAUCCGAGUUUGCCACAUACCUGAACUUCUGCCGCUCUCUGCGGUUCGACGAUAAACCCGACUACUCGUACCUGCGGCAGCUCUUCAGGAACCUUUUCCACAGACAAGGCUUCUCCUACGACUACGUUUUCGACUGGAACAUGCUCAAGUUUGGUGCCAACAGAGCUGUGGAGGACGCAGAGAGGGAGCGCCGGGAGCGCGAGGACAGGCUGAGGCACGGCAGGAACCCUGGAGCCAGAGGCAUGGCGUCCGGCUCUGGAAGAGCCAGGGCCCCCCAGGAUGCUGCAGCCCCAUCCCCACUUAACCCCGCCUCUCACACAGGCAUGGAGAAAGAGAGGAAGGUGAGCAUGCGUCUUCAUCGUGGAGCCCCGGUCAACAUUUCCUCCUCAGACCUGACGGGACGCCAGGACACAUCUCGCAUGUCCACCUCACAGGCUCUGUCCCGGGUCACACCCAGCGGGCUCCAGUCUGCGGCUCCUCGGUGAAACCCCCCUGUGUCCACCUGUCCACCACGGAGGCCUCGACUUGCACCGCCUGCAGCACACACACUCGCUCACACACACACACACCUCCACAUGGACUGCCAGAAGCCUCACGUGACUCAGAGGACUGCCAACCAGAGCACAAGAGCCUGGCUGUGCUUCUGUUCACUCAUGGAAAAAAGACGCACAGUCAGGAUGUUGUAUAUGUGUGUGGGUGUGUGGGAAACAAAGGGAUGGGCAGGUGGAGCAGUUUGGUUGCCUUAACUACCAUCUUGACAAAGUAGCAGCCACAAAAACUCUUCUUCCUGUCUUGUGGAAGAUGUGGAAACGCCCCUCCUCCUCCUCCCCCUUCUGGUGAUGAAGCCAUGGAUUCAUCUUUCUCUGGCAACCUCCUUUAUGGUUUAACUUAUGUUUCUGUUCAGCAUUAAAUCUUCUCCUGAAGCAGCUGGUCAUCCUCGUGACAGCCCGAGUGUUGGACGUGUUUUUGAUUUCCUUCAGGUGGAAAGGGCGUGGAGAGACCUCGCAUGCCCACAAAGUGACUCUUUGUCUUAAUUUCUGAGUUGUGACGUUGCUGUGGAUGCGAUGGAUGAGAGCAGCGUGCUCAGGAGCGCAGGUUGUGAAGCCACAUCGCGUUCAGGUCAGAAAACUGUGAAUAAGGCAGUGCAGAGCGGCUGGUGUUUUAGAGCCGUGCGUGUUUGUGUGUAUUUAUGUGCUUCUGUCUCAGAGUGUCACACUCUGGAAGGGGUGAGGGAUCCGGGUGAUCAGGUUUUUAUUUGACAUUUUGACUUUUUUCUUUCUUUUUUUGUACCUCAGCCCGUAUGGCGUCUCCAUCUGCUUCCUUUGGUGUCAGACUGGUUCUCCUCUUCAGCCAAUCAUCAACCCAAGUUCAUUUUUGAGAAUCUGUCAUUGCUGCCGUUUGAAGGCCGUUCACAUGAACACUUCUGCACCCGAGUCACCAUGUGUUUAUU
This is a messenger RNA of Oryzias melastigma (Indian medaka), 2625 nucleotides long. It is a transcript of the gene csnk1da, whose product is annotated as casein kinase 1, delta a. The transcript is spliced from 9 exons. Lineage: Eukaryota; Metazoa; Chordata; Actinopteri; Beloniformes; Adrianichthyidae. Gene Ontology annotation, molecular function: ATP binding; protein serine/threonine kinase activity. Gene Ontology annotation, cellular component: cytoplasm; nucleus. The record is from RefSeq and is a predicted model, not a curated record. The coding region runs from base 443 to 1660 and encodes 405 amino acids. Gene Ontology annotation, biological process: endocytosis; signal transduction; peptidyl-serine phosphorylation.